Molecule: messenger RNA, 671 nt
Organism: Hyposmocoma kahamanoa
Lineage: Eukaryota; Metazoa; Arthropoda; Insecta; Lepidoptera; Cosmopterigidae
Exons: 3
Source: RefSeq, a predicted model, not a curated record
AUCGACUGCACCCCGUAACGCAAUACUAGAUUUAAGGCCGAAGCCAUUGUUAUCAGACCGUUUGCCGACGCCGUUUGCCUUCGUCUUUGCAGCUUCCUUCUACACCUUUCGGUUUUUAAGGUGGCUGGUGGGGUCCGGCACGCACACCGACUGGCUGGAGGACAAGUACCGGCUGCGGGACGGGCUGGCCACCCUCACGAGUCUAGUGGACUCGGGCACCAUCGGACCCGUCCUGGACAAGGUAUAUCUACCACAAGAAUUCGAAAAUGCCCUCGCGCACGCCUGCAGCGACGACGCCAUUGGUACCACAGUCAUUAGGUUUCCCUAACAUACGCCUCAACUAGGCCUGCAAAGUCCUAAAUCUAGGUUUAAUAACUUAGUACUCUCUAGUGCCCUAGAAAUAUAGGCAAUAUGGCCUAACUUUUUUAAUAACACCAGGGUAUGCAGUUUUUUUUAAUUGCCUAAACCAUAACUGGAAGUUGUAAAAAUUAAAAAUAAAUUUAAGAAUAUACGUUUCUGAACCUUUUCUAUGUCAAUUUGGGACAUUGUUAUACCAGGCUUGGCUUUAGGGUUUUAAAUUAUUGAAGGAAAAUUUUAAGCUAAGAUCUAGUAGUAUAAUACAGACUUCUUCCUAAAACUACAGGUUUAGAUGAAAUUUCAGGCACAUGGGA